AUGGAGGAACCGCCGCCGGCCUCCUCCAAGCCCAAGCCCACCGACGACGGAUCCAAAGACGAUUCCGGCUCCUCCCGCAUUUCCUCCCGCACUCGAUCCCGGCCCUUCUCCGCUCCCACGUCUCCUCUGCCGGCCUCCUCCGCCGUCCCAUUCUCCUGGGAGCAGCGUCCCGGCAUCCCCAAGGACCCAUCGCCGCCUCCCCUUGCCUCCCUUGGAUCUCCACUCCCCAACCCCCUCCUCCCCCUUCCGCCCCCUCUCCGCUUCCGCUCCGCCCUCCCUGCGCCCCGCAAGAGGCGAUCCGCGUCCUCUUCCUCUCGCGGCGCCGAAGCCCCCUUCGACCCCUUCGCCGCCGCGCUCGCCCUUUGCGCCAGGGGCCUCAUGGACGAUCAUAUCUGUGGCUCAUCCCUCCCGCGACGAUCAGCGGCGACCGUCUCCGAUCGCUUCCGAAUCUUCGAUUUCUACGGAUCCUGCAAGGCGACGUGCGCCGUAGUGGACGACGCCACCGUUCGCCUCCCUCGCCCCGGAUCGGUGGCUUUGUUAGGUCGUCGGCCUUGA
Zingiber officinale is the source of this 555-nucleotide messenger RNA. Its product is annotated as vegetative cell wall protein gp1-like. The coding region runs from base 1 to 555 and encodes 184 amino acids. The transcript has a single exon. The record is from RefSeq and is a predicted model, not a curated record. NCBI's taxonomy places the organism in Eukaryota, Viridiplantae, Streptophyta, Magnoliopsida, Zingiberales, Zingiberaceae.